Messenger RNA from Aspergillus niger, 528 nucleotides. RefSeq lists its product as uncharacterized. The transcript has 2 exons. The coding region runs from base 1 to 528 and encodes 175 amino acids. NCBI's taxonomy places the organism in Eukaryota, Fungi, Ascomycota, Eurotiomycetes, Eurotiales, Aspergillaceae. The record is from RefSeq and is a predicted model, not a curated record.
AUGCCAACCACCCAAGACGCACCGUCUGCCCAAGGCGCUUCUGUGGAUGAACAUGAACAGUCCUCUACACUUGCAAACGCCAGCAGCGCCAAUGAGGUGGUGGAUUUCCAGGAGCAGCUAUUCAGGGACCCCUGGACCUCUAGGGAAACGCAAGAAGGAGAUGAACAAAGAGAGACAUCUGUCGUGGAAUCAAAUCCUCUGGAUGGAGUCCAGCGCCGUCAAGCUUCUAUUGUCGAUCUAACUACGAUCCCAGCCCCUCUCGAAAAGGCUUUAGCCAAGAUCAAAGACACAGGAAUUCCCAACGGCAAGGUGUUGCGUUGGCCCGUGUCUCUGGCACAAUGGCGGAGUGAUAAGUGCAUCGCAGAUGUUGUGGAAGAUCUGGAAUUUUUCCUCGAGAUCUUCAAGUUACGCCUUGAGACUCUUCGCAAGGGGGCAUGUGAGAAAGAUCCAAGGCUCAGGGCUGCACUGUGGCGCGCAGAGCUGAAUGCCCUGGAUUCACCGCUUCUUAAAAGGCCUCGACGCGAAUGA